AGUUUUACUUUAAAUAUACAUACAUAACCGACUACAGUAAGCAAUGAUUCGUGGAUCUGCUGUUCGUUCAUCAUUAAAAGUGAUGACUACCCGUCGUUUACUUUCCAGUGCUGUCUCCAAGUUUACCACCUUAUCUAACGGAGUUACUGUUGCAACUGAAGCUAACCCAGCUGCCUCCAGUUCUACUGUUGGUGUUUACUUUGGUGCUGGUUCUAGAUCAGAACACCCAUACAACAACGGUGUUUCCGCAUUGGCCACCAACCUUUUAGCUGGUCAAUUACAAGACGGAAUCUUGUUGGGUUCUUCCAACUCUAAGGAAGUCAACGGUAUUGUUGCCCAAACCACCAAUGAUAACGUUAAUGCUGCUGGUAAGUUAGUUGCCAGUAUCAUUUCCAAUGCUUCUGAAGUUGCUGCCAAGGCUGACUUCCAAAGUGUUAAGAAUGCUUUAAUUGCUGAAGCUGCUGCCGUUGAAUCUACUCCACAAGCCAAGAUCUUAUCUCACUUGGAUGCUUCUGCCUUCCAAGGUUACUCUUUAGGUUUACCAACUUUAGGUACCACUGAAUCUAUUUCUGGAUUGGAAUUAGACGAUGUUACCCGUCAUUUACAAAGACAAAUCAAUGGUUCCAACACUGUUAUUGCCGCUUCUGGUAAGGUUGACCAUGAUGCCCUUGUUGAUGCCAUUGAAAGCUCAUUAAAGGUUGAAGCUGGAUUAAAGCCACAAGUUAAGCCAGCCACCUUCUUGGGUUCUGAAGUUAGAAUGAGAGAUGACACCUUACCAAAGGCUUAUGUUUCCAUUGCUGUUAACGGUGAAGGAUUAAACUCUCCAGGUUACUACCUUGCCAAGGUUGCUGCUGCAGUAUUUGGAUCUUUUGACAAGAACACUACCCUUGCCCACUACACUUCUCCAAAGUUGGCCACCAUUGUUCAAGAAUACGAUAUUGUUGACAAGUACACCCACUUCUCCACCUCAUAUUCUGAUGCUGGUCUUUGGGGUUUCUCUUCUGAAAUCUCCAAUAUUACCAGGGUUGAUGAAUUUGUCCACUUUGCCUUGAAGGAAUGGAACAGAUUAUCUAUUUCUAUCUCCGAUGCCGAAGUUGCUCGUGCCAAGGCUCAAGUUAAGGUUGCUUUAGCUGGGGAAUUAAACAGCACUACUGCUGUUGCUAACGACCUUGGUUCCAAGUUAUUAUUAGUUGGACACAGAAACUCCCUUGCUGAUGCUUUCCAAAAGAUUGAUGCCAUCACCACCAAGGACAUCAAGGCCUGGGGUCAAGCCAAGGUUUGGGACAAUGAUAUUGUUGUUUCUGGUACUGGUCAAAUCGAAGCCUUAAUGGAUUACGGUAGAAACAGAAAUGAAAUGGCUAUGAUGAGAUGGUAAUCUUGUAAAUAGAUGAUAUUUACGAAAUUGCAUUUUAAGAGAAUACUGUUCAAUUCACCAGACCUUUCCACCCAAAAUAUGCACAUAUCCAACCAACUACACCUAUACAGUUAAGAGUGAACUUUGUUCUUUAUAAAACAGGAAUUUUCUUUUCUUUUAUACAUAUACUGAAAAAAUAUAUAUAUUAAUU
Spathaspora passalidarum NRRL Y-27907 is the source of this 1565-nucleotide messenger RNA. RefSeq names its product ubiquinol--cytochrome-c reductase subunit. The record is from RefSeq and is a predicted model, not a curated record. The coding region runs from base 44 to 1375 and encodes 443 amino acids. Gene Ontology annotation, cellular component: mitochondrion. Gene Ontology annotation, biological process: aerobic respiration. The transcript has a single exon. Gene Ontology annotation, molecular function: metalloendopeptidase activity; metal ion binding. NCBI's taxonomy places the organism in Eukaryota, Fungi, Ascomycota, Pichiomycetes, Serinales, Debaryomycetaceae.